Suricata suricatta (meerkat) is the source of this 4115-nucleotide messenger RNA. It is a transcript of the gene GPR161, whose product is annotated as G protein-coupled receptor 161. The coding region runs from base 441 to 2090 and encodes 549 amino acids. Gene Ontology annotation, molecular function: G protein-coupled receptor activity. The transcript has 8 exons. The record is from RefSeq and is a predicted model, not a curated record. Gene Ontology annotation, biological process: G protein-coupled receptor signaling pathway. Gene Ontology annotation, cellular component: recycling endosome; membrane. NCBI's taxonomy places the organism in Eukaryota, Metazoa, Chordata, Mammalia, Carnivora, Herpestidae.
GGUCGAUUCCCAGCCAUGUUUCCAGGGCGCAGCACGGUGCCUGGCGCCCCACAGAUGUUCCUAGACGUUGGUCGGGUGAAUUAAAGGUGGGCAGGAAAGGGAAGGUCAGCAGUAGUGCAGGGUGAGACUGGAAGAGGAGGAGAAUGGGGCUGCGCGGAGACCACGGGGAGAAUCCGAAAGUAUGAGUGUGAUGCAGAGAUGGAAAAGGGGACGUCCCAACCUCCGGGAAGUGCUAUUAGCCCAUUUUAUAGGAGAAACAGACUCAAGAGGGAAGUGCUUGGCCCAGCCAUGAGGAGCCAGGAUCAAACUCAGGUGUUUUGACUUAGCGCCCUGCGUGGUGAGGAGUAUCAGAGACGAAGGAGGACCCUGUGGUCAGAGGAGCUGAGCUCUUUGUUUUGGUUCCAUGAAAGGCAGAAUGGGCUGAACUGGGAUUGACCUAAAUGUCCGCCAAAGGAGUCAUCCGGCAUGCUCUGCCCACCGCACGCCGAGGUGCCCUGACCAUGAGCCUCAACUCCUCCCUCGGCCACAGGAAGGAGCUGAGUAACCUCACGGAGGAGGAGGGUGGCGAAGAGGGCGUCCUCGUCACUGACUUCAUUGCCAUCAUCGUCAUCGCCGUCUUCGUCUGCCUGGGCAACCUGGUCAUCGUGGUCACCUUGUACAAGAAGUCCUACCUCCUCACCCUCAGCAACAAGUUCGUCUUCAGCCUGACCCUGUCCAAUUUCCUGCUGUCUGUGCUGGUGCUGCCGUUUGUGGCCACCAGCUCUGUUCGCAGGGAAUGGAUCUUCGGCGUGGUCUGGUGCAACUUCUCGGCCCUUCUGUACCUGCUGAUCAGCUCGGCCAGCAUGCUCACGCUCGGGGUCAUAGCUGUCGACCGCUACUAUGCUGUCCUGUACCCCAUGGUGUACCCCACGAAGAUCACGGGGAACCGAGCCGUGAUGGCGCUUGUCUACAUAUGGCUUCACUCCCUCAUCGGCUGCCUGCCGCCUCUCUUUGGUUGGUCAUCGGUGGAAUUUGACGAGUUCAAGUGGAUGUGUGUGGCAGCGUGGCACCGGGAGCCUGGCUACACCGCCUUCUGGCAGAUCUGGUGUGCCCUCUUCCCCUUUCUGGUCAUGCUGGUGUGCUACGGCUUCAUCUUCCGCGUGGCCAGGGUCAAGGCGCGCAAGGUGCACUGCGGCACCGUUGUCACCGUGGAGGAGGACCCCCAGAGGAAUGGGAGGAAGAACUCCAGCACCUCCACCUCCUCGUCCGGCAGUAGGAGGAACGCCUUUCAGGGCGUUGUCUAUUCGGCCAACCAGUGCAAAGCCCUCAUCACCAUCCUGGUGGUCAUCGGUGCCUUCAUGGUCACCUGGGGCCCCUACAUGGUUGUCAUCACCUCUGAGGCCCUCUGGGGAAAGAACUGCGUCUCCCCGACCCUGGAGACCUGGGCCACGUGGCUGUCCUUCACCAGCGCCGUCUGCCACCCACUGAUCUAUGGCCUCUGGAACAAGACGGUUCGCAAGGAGCUGCUGGGCAUGUGCUUCGGGGACCGGUAUUACCGGGAGCCGUUCGUGCAGCGGCAGAGGACUUCCAGGCUCUUCAGCAUUUCCAACAGGAUCACAGACUUGGGCCUGUCCCCACACCUCACGGCGCUGGUGGCAGGUGGACAGCCCCUGGGGAACAGCAGCAGCACCGGGGACACUGGCUUCAGCUGCUCCCAGGACUCAGGGACAGAUGUGAUGCUGCUCGAGGAGUGCACGUCGGAUGACAACCCUCCCUCCCACUGUACGUGCCCCCCCAGGAGGAGGAGCUCAGUGACAUUCGAGGACGAAGUGGAACAAAUCAAAGAUGCCGCCAGGAACCCUAUUCUGCACGUGAAGGCCGAAGUGCACGAGUCCCUGGACAGUUACGCGGCCAGCUUGGCCAGAGUCAUCGAGGCCGAAGCCAAAAUCAACCUGUUCGGGGAGGAGGCCUUGCCAGGGGUCCUGGCAGCCGCGCGGACCGUCUCAGGGGUUGGCUUCGGCGGCCGCCGAGGCAGCAGGACCCCGGCCUGCCAGAGGCUGCAGCUGCAGAGCAUCGCCGAAGGGAACGUCUUGGCCGCGGAACCGCGCUGAGAGCCCGGGGUGGACCGUCCGUCCCAUGGGGUCGCCCGGGGACCGAACGACAUCUGAGGCGCCACCAAACGGCGCGUCUGGUGAGACCCCGCGUGGGCUCCUUGGACGUCCUGGCGAUGGGACCAGAGCCUCCUAAGGCAUGAAGGGGAGUGGAAAGAGGCGUGGCCGGGCCCUUCUGCGAGGUGGGGCGCAGAAGGGACUAGAGACAAGAGCCGGGGAGGAAACCAUCAGGUGGCUGACCCCCUCUUCUUCGUGACCGGGGACCCCAACCGUGCGCUGUCCCGGACAUCUCGAGGUGAGCUCUUCCCAGUGCCCUGCGGAGGACAGCACUUCCUGGUGAAGCAAGGCUUGUCCCCUGACAUCUGCGUGAUUGAUGUGGUCCACAAGGGACAGGCGGCCCUGCCCUGGAUGCUGCCCAGGAGAUCCUGGGCAGGGCGCGUCAGAUGGUGUGGCCACACCUCCAGCCUGGUCGUGACCUUGCAGCCUGUGCGGGGGCACCUGCUGGUGCUAGAAGGGACCCUCCACAGGUCACUGUGCGGAAGUGGCUGGCCUGAGGCUGCAGUUACUGAGAAAGAGGGGCGUCCUGCCCACCCGCUCUCUGUAUUGACGGAGUCCUUGGUGUUUCAGAAGAAGGGGAAAACCACUAUAGAAGACUCGAGGGAAGAGCAGGCGCCAGAUGUUUCAUUUCUAGAAUUAAAUAAUCCGUUCGGUUAGGACAAGCCAUGCUCUCUCCAAGCAGGAAAGAGGCUGCGGUGCCCAGUCCGGUCUGGAGACAGAGACUCUGCAGUCACAUAGGACAGCCUCGUCUGACAGCUGCGGUGUCUGAGCGACUAGUCAGAACGGCUGCUGGUCCCCUGGUCCUGGGAGUGAGGCGGGAUGGAGUACAGACGUCGCUGCACCUGUACUCCUGGCCCAGCUCCGCCUCUGCCGGCCUCUGGGACUUCCGGUUGCUUCUCGAAGCAGUGUGUCCGGAAAGUGGGAUAAAGCGGGUGGGGAGUUGGAUUUGAACGGUCUCAAAGAUCAUUUCUAACUGUGAUCUUCGAUGUUCUCUAUCUGUAGGUUACAGAUGGGGGGCGGCGGGGUUGGGCCUCCCACAGGCUCAGGCAUAUCUUUCCAGAUAGUUUCCGGUGGACGGGCGCCGCAGCCCUGCGGGGCGGCGGCGGCGUGCGGGCUUGUCAGACCUGUUUCGAGCAGAGUCCUGACUGCCCGCCCGGAUGCAGGCGGGGAGGCAGAGGCAGGAUGGAGCAUCGGGCGUGGGAUUUGUGUGGCUAGACCUCGCCUGUCUCCCCUUUGGAUGUGGGACCUUGGUUGAGUGUGGGCUUGGCGGUAGUGGCAGGAAGCCAUCCAGUCGCCCGUGUCUGCCCUUAAACCUGGGUCGUCAGCUAAGUAAGUGCCAAACUUUCCCGCCCUCACAGUUCCAGGCGGUUCACAGGGGGCAGAUUUUUGGCCACUGGGCAGCUACCCCAAAAAGCACACUCCCUUUGUGGGGUUUUCUUCCAAGGCCUUGCCAGCUCCUGGUGAUGCAACCUCUUUUUGCUGCGGGGUCCCUCAUCUGCUGAUACGCUCCCACUACCAGGUGGCAAUUCUGAAUCUGAGGGCAUGUCGUGUUUCCAGUGUGUACAUAUUUUUUCCUACACUGUCAACUAAGGGACCAUGUUCCUGACCAACUAAUAUACACAGAGAUGACCUUUACCUCGAGGCUGGAGGAACCCGGGUGGUUUGCCCGUUAGGCUUUGGAACCCAAGGGCUGAAGAGGGCUUCCCCUGGGCUGCACUUGGUUGGGUUCUAGGGGAAGAGUCUGGAGACCCCAAGUCCCCACUGGCAGAUCCCAGACUAGCUGGGAUAUAUUGGGGUUUCACCCGAGCCUAUCUUUACAGAAAGAUUUGUUUUCCUUUUUUCUGUCGACGCCCCCACUCACUGUGGACUUACUCCGGGCAGUAACUUUAAAGUGUCUUCGCUCAUUAUGAUCUAAGGAAAGACCUGGGCAAUACUGAUGCUAAUAAACAGCCAAGUCAAGUCCUUUCA